AUGGCCGACGUCAACAUCCAGUAUGUCCCUCCGAAGCCCCGACCGUAUGGAGGAUUUGGAACCCCCUCGCCGACGCGUGCCGAGAGGGGCAAACAGCCGCUGACCAUCUUUCUUCUCUUUUUCUUCUUCUUUUCCAACAGAGAACUCCUCCAGAAGCCUCGCAACGAGUGCACGGAAUACGAGAUUGCACAGCUCGAGCAGUGGGAGUUUAGCAAUGGCCCAUUGUCCAUCCUGCAGACCGCCGUCCGCACCCACUCCCAGGUCCUCAUCAGCAUCCGCUCGAACCGCAAGCUGCUGGCCCGCGUCAAGGCCUUUGACCGGCACUGCAACAUGAUUCUGGAGAACGUGAAAGAGAUGUGGACAGAGACGCCGAUAACCAACGGAAAGAAGGGCCGGCCCGUCAACAAGGACCGGUUCAUUAGCAAGAUGUAA
This is a messenger RNA of Sporothrix brasiliensis 5110, 432 nucleotides long. RefSeq names its product small nuclear ribonucleoprotein sm d2. Gene Ontology annotation, molecular function: RNA binding. The transcript has 3 exons. The coding region runs from base 1 to 432 and encodes 143 amino acids. Gene Ontology annotation, cellular component: U4/U6 x U5 tri-snRNP complex; U5 snRNP; precatalytic spliceosome. Gene Ontology annotation, biological process: RNA splicing; spliceosomal snRNP assembly. The record is from RefSeq and is a predicted model, not a curated record. Lineage: Eukaryota; Fungi; Ascomycota; Sordariomycetes; Ophiostomatales; Ophiostomataceae.